Messenger RNA from Juglans microcarpa x Juglans regia, 1208 nucleotides. RefSeq names its product GATA transcription factor 9-like. Gene Ontology annotation, biological process: positive regulation of DNA-templated transcription. Gene Ontology annotation, cellular component: nucleus. Gene Ontology annotation, molecular function: sequence-specific DNA binding; zinc ion binding. The transcript has 2 exons. Bases 122 to 1117 code for a protein of 331 amino acids. The record is from RefSeq and is a predicted model, not a curated record. Lineage: Eukaryota; Viridiplantae; Streptophyta; Magnoliopsida; Fagales; Juglandaceae.
CCCCCCCACACUACCUUCGCCCUCACUCCAUCUGUCUCAGACACAACCUCUCUAAACGCUGCAAUUUUUAUCUCUCUCUCUAGAAAGCACCACUCUCUCGUAUAUACCAAUACGCACAGAGAUGGAACUACCGGAGCUAUUUAUGGGAGAUUGCUUUGGCGCCGGUGCCGGUCCAUUGUCGCCGGAAAAACAGAAGCCAGGAGAGAACUUCACCGUUGACGACCUCCUAGACUUUUCGAACGAAGACGCCGUUAUGACCGACGGUUUCUUUGAGAAUGUCGCCGGAAAUUCUAACGAUUCUUCGACCGUAACCGCUGUCGACAGCUGCAAUUCGGGCAACGGAGCUCAGUUAUCCGGCAUCUUUGGCUCCCGGAGCUUCGGCGACUCUCAGUUCACCGGCGACCUCUUCGUUCCGUACGACGACCUGGCCGAGCUGGAAUGGUUGUCGAACUUCGUGGAGGACUCGUUCUCGGUCCAACAAGGCCUCCACUUUCUCACUGGGCCCACCACCGCCACCGCCACGAAACCUAAUACACCCGAAUCGUCCUCCUCCUCCGAAACGCUUCCUACCCGAAAUGUCCCCUUUUUCCAACCCGAAACUCCACUGCCUGGCAAGGCCCGUAGCAAGAGAUCACGUGCCGCCCCUUGCGACUGGUCCACACGCCUCCUCCACCUUACCACCCUGUCCGAGGUCGACACUCCAAUCGAAAAACCAUCAUCUGCAACCACGAAGACGACACCGUCUAAGAAAAGAGAGAGCAAACAAAACGAGUCAGACUCUUCGGGCCGGAAAUGUUUGCACUGUGCCGCCGAAAAGACUCCACAGUGGCGGACUGGGCCCAUGGGCCCGAAGACCCUUUGUAACGCUUGUGGGGUCCGUUAUAAGUCGGGUCGGCUAGUGCCAGAGUACCGACCCGUCGCGAGUCCAACUUUUGUGUCGGCGAAGCACUCCAACUCACACAGGAAGGUCUUGGAGCUGAGGAGGCAGAAGGAGGUGCAUAGAACUCAACAACAACAAUUUCUUAGUCGAGGUUCAAUUUUCGGCGUAUCAAACGGUGGUGGUGAUGAUUACUUGAUCCAUCAUCGUAGUGGGCCUGAUUUUAGGCAUUUGAUCUAGUGGGGUUUAGUCAGGAAAUUAGGGUGGGGAAUUUUUCUUUUAUUUUUUUGGCUAAUUUUUCACCUUAGGAAUCUGAACUCUUAGGGUACUU